ACGCCAAGAUUAGCUGGAACUGUAAACUGGGCCACAGCCACAGUCAUUGGAGUGUUUGCAGGCAUGUUAUAUGGAGGUAGCAAGGAAGCUGCUGCUUCAGUUAGCAAAGAUGCAGAAGUAAUGUUGAAGCUUGGCAGCACUCCAGAUAAACGGGAGCAGUAUCGGUUGAUGCGAGAUGCAAUGGAAAAAAGGUUUCUCCGAGUCACUCGUGGCUCAAUUGUUGGUGGAGUUCGCCUAGGAAUGUUCACUGCUGCAUUCUGUGGUUUACAAAAUUUGUUGGCUGAGAAACGGGGUGUCCAUGAUGUAUUCAAUGUUGUUGGAGCUGGUUCAGCAACUGCUGCAACCUUUGGUCUAAUUAUGCCUGGAUCUCUUCAAUGGCGUGCAAGGAACGUGGUGCUGGGUUCAGUUCUCGGAGCAGCUUUCUGCUUCCCUCUUGGUUGGAUCCACUUGAAGCUUGUAGAGAAAGCAAAUGAAGGGAAUAUAACUGCUAAAGAACCAGGACAAAGGGAAGAAGCAAAGAGUGGUCUGGGGGCCGCCAUUGAGAGGCUUGAAGAAAACUUGAAGAAAUAGAACCAAAAUUAUCAAGGGGCAAACCUUCAAUUUUUCCAUGGAUAGAGAAGACAACAGACAGCAUUAGCUAGGAACUAGAUCUAAUGCUUUUGGCAUGCGUCUCUUUCUUACUUCCUUAUUGGCUCUUUCAUUGUUUUGCAUGGAAUAAAGGGCUGAGGAGAAUGAAAAUGUUAGGCUAUUGUUUGGUUUGAGAAAAUAUUUUCUAUUUUCAUUUUUAGAAAAUAAUUUUUAUUUUCUAUUUUUUGAAUUUUGAAA
Durio zibethinus is the source of this 825-nucleotide messenger RNA. NCBI's taxonomy places the organism in Eukaryota, Viridiplantae, Streptophyta, Magnoliopsida, Malvales, Malvaceae. The record is from RefSeq and is a predicted model, not a curated record.